Molecule: messenger RNA, 2077 nt
Organism: Botrytis cinerea B05.10
Lineage: Eukaryota; Fungi; Ascomycota; Leotiomycetes; Helotiales; Sclerotiniaceae
Exons: 2
Coding region: 700-1737 (345 amino acids)
Biological process (GO): fungal-type cell wall organization
Cellular component (GO): cell cortex of cell tip; plasma membrane
Source: RefSeq, a predicted model, not a curated record
GGGUCGUAGACUCAAAGGGUCGGGAAAUCUAAUUUGUUUCUAAUCUUACUAUUCUGAUUUUACUGUUUUAGUCUUCGUCUUGUGAGGACUUGGGGGGAAAUAUUCAGUGCGGUAUUAUUACUAUUAUUACUAUUAUUAUUAUUAUUUUUAUUAUUUUUAUCAUUUUUAUUAUCAUUAUCAUCACCAUCACCCUCAUCAUCAUCGUUACCGUUUCUCCUCACACAAUAAAAUACACACAUGCCGAUUCUAUACUAAAACUAACGUGCGGGAAAACUGGGUACGUACUUUUGGGGCAGAAUCAAGCUUUUGAUUGAGGAAUUGCAUAGACAGAGGAAGUGAGGUAGGAAGGCGUUGUCUGGAGCAAACGAAAUCAGUGGAUUAUUAUCUGAUAUUUAUCCUAGCAUCCUUCUCAUACUGUCUUUAAUUUUUUUGGAUGGAUCUUUGAUGAUUUGUUGAUUGGGCUUUUGGGAUUUUCUGCACUGUGCGGUUCGUUCGAUUAUUGCUGUUGUCGUCUACUGUCUCUCACUCACUCUCACACAUUUCAUAUACAUCUAUCGAUCGAUCUGGACAGGAUUUGUGAAAGUGUACAAAGAGGGAGCGCAGUCACCAAACCAAUUCCUCAUCUCGUCUCAUCUCGUCUCAGUCACCAUCGAUCAAUAACCUCGCCCACCUCAUCUCACCUCACCACCCCAUCUCACAAUGGGGUUUCUCCCCAAUCGAAAACGUCAAGAAGCAAUCCCAGCCCAACAAGCAGGAACCAUCGCCCCCGAGGGUCGCACCACAGAUAAGAGUUCCGAUCGAACUUUAACUCCCGGGGAUAAUUCACAUCAUGUCUCGACUGCUGGCGUGGACAUCAAGAGAGCUACCAAGGCUCGGAAGAGAGCGAUUUAUGUCACCAGUUUCUUGUAUUUCGUCGCGAUUAUAUUUUUGAUUCUUACAAUAAUUGGCAAUAUAAACAACCGUGCCGUCAUCCGCGAUACCUGGUUCUUCCGGCUCGACCUUACAAACAUCAUUCCCGAAUCCGUCGGCGGUGGCAUCACCCUGCAAAACUCUCUAGCCCGUUCCCUGGGCCUCCACGAUUUCUACCAAGUCGGCCUCUGGAAUUUCUGCGAAGGUUACAACGACGAAGGCAUCACCGCUUGCUCCACCCCCCGAAACCUCUACUGGUUCAACCCCGUCGAUAUCCUCCUCAAUGAACUUCUCGCCGGCGCAACCAUUGCUCUCCCCGCCGAAAUAAACAACAUCCUCAGUCUCAUCCGUAUCGCAAGUCACAUCAUGUUCGGCUUCUUCAUCACCGGCAUCGUCAUGUGUUUCUGCAACAUCUUUCUCUCCUUCUUCACCAUCUACUCCCGCUGGAUUUCCGGCUUCUACGCCAUCUGGACUUUUAUCACGGCGCUUCUCACUACCACGGCGGCAAUCAUCGCCACGGUUAUGUUUAUCAUUUUCCGGAAUGUGGUGACGAGUCAGGCGGGCUUGAAUAUUGGCGCUAGUAUCGGCACUCAGAUGUUUGCGUUUAUGUGGGUAGGUGCUUCAUGUGCGAUUAUCGCGUGGGUGAUUCACGUGGGUAUGUGUUGUUGUGGGGCGAGCAGGAGGGAUGUAAAGAGUGGGAGGAGGAUGGGGAGUCGGAAGGCUUAUUCGAGUGGAGUGAUGCCGAUGGGGAUGGAGGAGAAGAGGGGUGGAAAGAAGAGGACGAUUCCGGGAUUUGGAAGGAGGAAGACGGCGGGGGAGGUGGUUUAGUUUAGUUUAGGUUGGUUUAGUGUGUUAUCCCUGGGUGUGGGAAGGAAGGGAGACGUUCCUUUUUUUCUUUUCUCUUUUCUUUUUUCUUCUCUUCUGGGAUUAAAAAUGACUACUAUUGGAAUAUUAUAGAGGCAGAGGGAAAGUCGAAGAACAUAUACAUAUGCAUAUGCAUUGCAUCGAUGAACCUCAACAUCAACAUCAAACCCAAAGCAUAAAAUAAGAAAAAUGCCUCGGGAGUAUAUACAUAUACAUAUACACAAAGUCAUAUAGUUAUGACAUCAGGAUAUCGGGAUAUCGGGACAAGGCGUUAGUAGAUAGAAUAUCGGCGACUGGAUAGGUA